GUGGACGAGCAUCAUCGAUCCAGGCGCAUGUCGGCGUAUGAGGAGGCGCGCCGCGCCAAGAUUGCGCGCAACAUGCAAAUGAUGGAGGCGAUGGGGCUCAAGGCGUCGGCGACGGCGCUCAAGCAGCGCAUUAGCGCGGCCAAGCCCACGCCCACGAAGCGCAAGAAGACCGUCGAUGACCAAGUGGUCGCGCCACGUCGGUCGUCGCGCCGCCUCCAAGGCCAGGAGGCCGUGCUGCCAGAGGACCUUCGCUCGCCACUGCCGCGCGAGCUUCGUGCGCACUUGACUGAAGACCUCGUUCAGAACGAAGCAUCCUUUCCGAAUGCGGCCGACUCGGCGGCCCUUGGACAGCUCUUUGGCAAGGACAGCGCCGAGCGCAAGCCAGUUGUUGAGCCGCCACAGGAAGACGCCAAGUACUCGCUGCACGAACUGGAUGUGGAAAAGGUCACGCCGAGCCGCAUCUACGCGAUCGCGUGCCACCCGUCGGUGGCUACGGACCACAUUCUCUCUGCGAUCGCCGACGUUGACGGCAACGUCGCGCUCUGGUCGGUGCCCUUGAGCCGCGACAGCAGCGACGACAAUACGAUUGUGACGUGGCGGCCGCACAAGCAAGCCAUCUCGUCGAUCCAUUUCGAAGCAGAGACCACGUUGCUCACGUCGGCCUUUGACGGUAGCAUCCAGCAGUACGACCUAGUGACGCAAGCCCGCACUGACGUCUUUCGCACUGACGUCGCGUUGACCUAUGUCGACGUCUCGGAGCCGAACGCACUCUUGACGUGCGACGAGGCUGGGCACGUCUUCUCGAUUGACCGGCGCGCGAGUAACAAGCCCACGAUGUGGACACUUCAUGAGAAGAAGAUCAACACGGUGCACCGCCAGCCCGGGUCCACCCACAGCUUUGCGACCGCGUCCUUGGACCGCACCGUGUGCCUCUGGGAUGCCCGCCAGCCGUCGACGCCGCUCAACAUGUUGCCCCACCACCGCAGUAUCAACUGCGCCUACUUUUCACCCAAUGGAGAAGCGCUCGUGACUGUCGGCCAAGACGACCAUGUCCAUCUGUACAGCAUGCCAGCGAGUAGCGACGAACCCACAACCCGGUUUGUGCACAAUAACCAGACGGGUCGGUGGCUCACCAAGUUCCACGCGCACUGGGAUCCCAAGUGCUUGGCGACGCCGCGCUUCGUCCUCGGCUCGAACCAGCAACCGCGCUGUAUUGAGAUUUUCGGCACAUCGACCACGCAGCCGCUCCAGCGCUUGGACGACGACCUCUGUCGCUCCGUCUUCUCCAUGAAUACGUUCCACCCGUCGAUCGACGUGAUUGUAAGCGGCAAUAGCUCGGGCCGUGCCAUGGUCUGGCGUGCCAAAUAGGUCAAAGACACUGUAUGGACACUGCAUUCUUAUUUGAUACAGAUUCUGUUUUGUGGUGCCCCGUGUUGCAGGCGCUCUCAAUAUGCCCAG
Messenger RNA from Saprolegnia parasitica CBS 223.65, 1458 nucleotides. RefSeq lists its product as hypothetical. The coding region runs from base 28 to 1368 and encodes 446 amino acids. Gene Ontology annotation, biological process: regulation of DNA damage checkpoint. Gene Ontology annotation, cellular component: nucleus. The record is from RefSeq and is a predicted model, not a curated record. NCBI's taxonomy places the organism in Eukaryota, Oomycota, Saprolegniomycetes, Saprolegniales, Saprolegniaceae. Gene Ontology annotation, molecular function: DNA binding; protein binding. The transcript has 2 exons.